GAGUGUGCAUCACAGGCAGCCUCCCGCUCAGGGUUCAUACCGUAUAAAGACGACUUUUUGUACAGAGCUUGUUUUUUGAAGUGGGGAGGGGAUGCUAAAGAAUAGCACACCAGGGUGUCCCAAGACUGUUGAUAAUUGCAUCCUCUCGUCCACGUUGACUUUCUGUGUUCUCAAAAACACAAACCCUCACCUUGGUUCUGUGCGAGCGGCUACCGGUUAGUGACCGGGUAGAGGGUUGGACCAAGCAUUUAUCUGGAAGGGAUUGCUAUGCCUUCUUUGGCCCCUUUAAGUACAUGGGCUUGAAGACUCAGCCACCUGUGAUGGGAACGUGGGUUGAACUUUGUUUCCUAACUGUUGAUUCAAGUGGUGACUAGGAGCUUCACUUUUCUCAGACUCUACUAGACUAUCAGUUGGAGACAGUGUCAUGGAUGUUCUGCGCCCACAGAUUAUAACAUUCGAUGGACGGAAUUAUAGGAAGAAUCCCAUCCAGGAAAAAAAUUAUCAGCAUGAAGAAGAUGAGGCUUACUAUCGAGACUCCAUGGAGUAUUCUGAUGAGCCCUGUGACGCCUACGAGGUGGAGCAGACCCCUCAAGGAUUCCGGGCCACCGUCAGUGCCCCGAGCGUGCUCUACAAGCACAUAGUUGGAAAGAGAGGGGAUACCAAGAAGAAAAUUGAAGUGGAGACUAAAACAUCUAUUAACGUUCCUAAACCUGGACAUGGAGGAGAGAUUGUGAUCACUGGUCAGCAUCGAAAUGGCGUAAUUUCAGCCCGAACUCGGGUUGAUGUUCUCCUGGACACAUUCAGAAGGAGGCAGCCCUUCACUCACUUCCUGGCCUUUUUUCUCAAUGAAGUUGAAGUUCAGGAAAGAUUUCUGAAGUUCCAGAAGGAAGUGCUGGAGAAGUGCUCCAUGGAUCGUGGGGUUGACAGCUCCAUUUUUCAGAAUCCUAAAAAGCUUCACCUGACUAUUGGGAUGUUGGUGCUUUUAAGCGAAGAAGAGAUCCAGCAGACGUAUGAGACCCUGCAGCGUUGUAAAGAGGAGUUCAUUAAUGACAUCUCUGGAGGCAAACCCCUGGAAGCAGAGAUGGCAGGGAUCGAGUACAUGAACGACGAUCCUGGUAUGGUGGAUGUUCUUUAUGCCAAAGUCCACAUGAAAGAUGGCUCCAACAAGCUGCAAGAACUAGCUGACCGAGUGCUGGAGCGCUUCCAGGAGCUGGGACUAACAGUCAAAGAGUGGAACAGUGUGAAACUGCACGCCACAGUCAUGAACACGCUCUUCAGGAAAGACCCCAAUGCUGAAGGCAGGUACAAUCUCUAUACAGCAGAUGGCAAAUAUAUCUUCAAGGAAAGAGAAUCGUUUGAUGGCCGAAACAUUUUAAAGAAGUUUGAGAACUUUUACUUUGGUUCCCUGAAGCUCAAUUCCAUUCACAUCUCCCAGAGGUUCACAGUGGACAGCUUUGGAAACUACGCCUCCUGCGGACAGGUUGACUUCUCCUGAAGUGGGAGAAGAACAUCAGAGAACCGUGACUGCAGCAUCAGGAGCCUGGAAGUGUGGCAGAAGCAGGCACUCCGGCCUCCAGCUGACUGGGGAGGAGAGAGCUCCAGUCCACACCCUCCCUCCUGCCCCUCCCUUUCUGUCUGUCUUCAUUCCUUAUCCUCAUGACCCCUCCUUUCUGUGAAGUCUGCUCCUAAGCCUGGUGUUAAGAUCACUGUGUUGGGGAGAUUGGCUUCUCUGUGCCAUGGGACAGACCAUUUUCAAAUAUAUGAGAUUCCCAAGUUA
This is a messenger RNA of Peromyscus californicus insignis, 1777 nucleotides long. RefSeq names its product activating signal cointegrator 1 complex subunit 1 (gene Ascc1). Gene Ontology annotation, molecular function: RNA binding. Gene Ontology annotation, cellular component: nucleus. The record is from RefSeq and is a predicted model, not a curated record. Lineage: Eukaryota; Metazoa; Chordata; Mammalia; Rodentia; Cricetidae. The transcript is spliced from 11 exons. The coding region runs from base 425 to 1495 and encodes 356 amino acids. Gene Ontology annotation, biological process: regulation of DNA-templated transcription; DNA alkylation repair.